AUAGUCUGGUGGUUUCUCUUUUUUUUUUUUUUUCUUUCAAGUUCGGUGAGAUCAUCUCGCCCGGAGGCUGAGAUGUGACGGAAAUCCUAAGUGGUCUCGUGGUCCGCGAGGUUUCCUCAUCUAAACUCAGUUGUCGUCUUGCAGUCAGGUGGUAGGCGUUCGAAAAACGCAUACCUCAUGGCGUGGGGGGCAGGGAGCCGUGGAGAGGGGCCAUAGCCUAAAAGCACGCGGUAUGUGCAGCUUAAGUAGAAACCAUCGUAAAUCUCGGAGAAAGGGCCGGAAUAGGUGUGAACUAAGAAGAAAAGGAGUUAGUCUUGGGCAGACAAGCUGCUGGCGUGUGGCACUUGUUUCUUUGCAGUGGAAGAGUAACCCGGAGCCGUAAAUGGAUUUUACAUUUUUGUUUCUUAGUACUUAAAAUCCUUCAGCUUUCAACACCUUGAACUAUUUUAAGGGCCAAAAUAUUUCGUUUUGGUGGUGUUUGAUAACAAAUAUGGCUAGUCGCUUGCUGUUGUGUUAAACAGAUGGGACAGCCAAAGGCUUCGCACUUCUUAUGGUUUCUAAGUGAGUCACUUAAGGAAUGUAAUUGCCUUACCGUCCUAUUGUCAACAAAACAGUAUUCUCUUCAGUUUUUGUGAGUGGUAGAAUUCCAGAUUUUGCAUGAAUGCAAGAGGAAAAGCAAUCCCUCUUUCACACAACAGUUUAAAUUUAGGUUGAAGGAGACUACAUGCAACAGGCUUCUCAUCUCAAGAAUGUGUGUGUGAGUUUCUCUGCAGCAGUAUGGUGAUAUAGCCAGGAAGUCAGUUAAUGUAGCGUAGUUACAGGGUGGGCGCUAACAUUUACUGUUAGAUUUUCAUCUCAAUAGCAGCCUCACGUGAAACUAAAUAAGCUUUAUCUGUUGUCUUCUGUGUGCUACUUAUCUCAAGUAUUAAGUCAGUUGGGAGUGGAGACACUUUAAUACUUAUUGCAGUAUGGAUUAAGUAUUUUCAUGACAGCAGUCAACUGCUGGUGCUGUCAGGAUAGCGGUAGUGCUAUAACCGUGUGUUGAGUGGAGGGGGGGCAGUUGCAUUUGUUUGGAGGAAGGCAGGGUAGUGAUACAAAGAGCUGGCUGAGAAAUUUAUGUUUAGAAAUGUGUUAGGAGAAGUGACCUGAUUUGGGCAUAGCCGCUGUGGUAAACAAAAGUCGGUAUUUAACUGCAGAUUGUGAGGCUGAGCACAGAAGGUGACAGUAAAUUAACAGACUCUGCAAACAUUAUGGGAACAGAAAAUGGCUUGUGAGGGAGGUAUUCAGAUUUCAUAUAGUUUAAGUUAAAUGAGUUAAACAGCUAGAAGCGAAGCAUUACAUACAUCCAAAUGCAGCAUUGGAUGCAGGAGACAGAUGAACGACAAGACUGAUUGGCGUGUUUGGAAGUGUAGUCACCUAUGGUGAAGGGGGAAAAGUAGCAAAUGGGGUGGAAAAUGAGGAGACCGAGGAUGCAUCAGAAUGGAUCCCACAGAGAACAUAAGCAAGGCAGCCUGGCAUCAUGGAUCGGCACCGUGCAGGGAAUGGCAAUGAACAGGCAUCUUCACGAGAGCGCGGUCGUGGUGAAGAUGAGAGACAGCGACAGCUGGAGCGCCUCAGUAGGGAGGAAGCCUAUUACCAAUUCAUCAAUGAACUCAAUGAAGAAGACUACAGGUUGAUGAGAGACCACAACCUGCUUGGCACUCCUGGGGAAAUAACAGCAGAAGAGUUGCAACAACGUUUGGAAGGGGCUAAGGAGCGUCUGGCAUCACAGACUGAUCUGGAAAACAGAGAAGGUGAAGGUAGAACUGCUGGAGAUUCUGAUGUUCUUGCAGAAAACUCAAAUGGCGAUUCUUUGCUUGAAUGGCUGAACGCAUUUCGUCGCACAGGAAAUGCCACUCGCAGUGGACAGAGUGGGAACCAAACCUGGAGAGCUGUGAGUCGGGCAAAUCCAAACAGUGGGGAAUUUCGAUUUAGUCUUGAAAUCAACAUAAAUCACGGGCAUAACAAUUUUGAAACCACUGGUGAAGAGUAUGUGGGUAUAGAUCGUAGCAGAAUGUAUUCAGAAAGAAGACAUCAAGGAGCUGUCAGUCCAGUAACCACACAAACAAGAAGCAGGACAACAAGCGAAGCAAACAGCCAGGCUGCAAGCACGGCAAGGGCCAGGUCUUUGAGAAGCUCUGUGGUGCAAAGCUCUGAGGCAGCCUCUCAUCCAAUCUCAGGGAGGCUCAGGAGUAGAACGAGGGAGUUGACUGGCCUUCACCAAACAAAUACUACACAUCAUAGUUCUACAACUGCUGGUGAACAAAGAGAAAUGCCAGAAAGAGGUACUUCUACAAGAGUUACAAGACGCAGUAGAUCCAGAACUAACGUUCGGGUGAAUACAAACCAAAGACUGGAAAUUCUGCGGUUGAGGUCUACUUUGAGUAGUCGAAGCCGCUCUCCACUGCAAAGGCAAGGUGAGACUGCUUAUUCUGGGGAACAUGGGCAGAGGCAGAAUAGAAGUACACAGCAAGCUAGUAGAGGUAGAAGACAAACAGUACAGCAUCCUCAGCAGCCUGCUGAAGAACAAGCAAGAAAUAACUCUCAAACACCUCAGCCUUCCUCUGCAGCCCCAUCCUCGGGAUUAACUUCAGAAGAGGAGGAAUCUAGUAGGCCAGUAGCUGCUGUUAGAAGACAUCCAACAAUUACACUAGAUCUUCAAGUGAGAAGAAUUCGUCCUGGAGAAAACAGAGACCGGGACAGUAUUGCUAGUAGAACUCGUUCUAGAGUAGGAAUGGCAGAAAACACAGUUACUUUUGAAAGCGAUAGUGGGGGAUUUCGGAGGACGAUAUCACGAUCAGAACGUGCGGGUAUUCGAACCUACGUUAGCACCAUACGGAUACCUCUUCGUCGGAUUUCAGAAACUGGGCUUGGUGAGCCUUCAUCAGUGGCUCUUCGGUCAAUCCUUAGACAAAUUAUGACAGGUUUUGGAGAACUGAGUUCUUUAAUGGAAACUGAAUCUAACUCAGAAAUGCAAAGAGGUGCUCAUCACUUACCAGAUGUACAGGCAGAGCAGAAUAACUCAAGCUCAGUAAACAAUAGCAGUGAUCCAAGUGAGGUUUCUUCUCAGAAUGGGCAUGUAGUAGAAGACGACAGUGAAAGAAAUGGACAGAGUGAUGAUACGCGACGACGCUAUGGUCGCAGUAAUGAAAACCAGGAUAACAGACAGUCUCAAGAUGCUAACAACCUAGUGGAAAAUAGAACUCUGCCCAUCCUUCGGCUUGCCAACUUCUUCCUGCUGAACGAAGACGGCGAAUACAGGCGUUUAAGAGGUUUAACCAAAGAGCAGAUUGACAAUCUUUCUACUCGGAAUUAUGGGGAUAUCCACACUGAGGGGGAAAUAAGUAAAACAUGUAGUGUUUGCAUUAAUGAAUAUGUAGCGGGAAAUAAGCUAAGGCAGUUACCUUGUAUGCACGAAUUUCAUAUUCACUGUAUAGAUCGCUGGCUUUCUGAAAAUUCCACUUGCCCAAUUUGUCGGCAGCCUGUAUUGGGGUCUAAUGCCACAGACAACGGCUAAAAUCAUUUGUACUAUUCAGUAUUUAAGGAUCUACUUCUGCUCUGUUAAUGAUGAGCCAGAGCAAAUGAAUUGACUUGCAUAGGGGUCCAUUUGUGUGGGGAAUUUUGUUAGAUUUCUUUAAAAAAUAAUAGAAAACUUGUCUAAAUCUAGCAAUGUAAAUAACUAUUUUUCUCCAAGUGCAGAUCUAGGAGUACACAUAGAACCAAAUGAUAUCGGUAAAGUUUAUAUUUUUUUAGGUAAUUUUGCUAUGCUAAGCACUUUUGUAAAUAGAGAAACGCAAUAGUUAAUCGGUCCUGCUUAUUGUAUGUUUUUUUUAACUGUGUAAUGGACUCACUUUAUUUAGAUUACAAAUUGUUUCACACAGACCUACCACUGUGUUGAAAAAUUAGUGUCUAAAUAGCCAUUCAUUAGCUUUUUGUUCUAAGAACAAUUUCUUUUACAGAGUCUCUUGCUGGAUAUGUUUGCUAAAGGUAUUUAAGUUACUUGAAGUGCUUAUUUUAAUAUACAACAUUUUUUUUAACAUUCAAAUAUCCUUUCCAAAAACUUGCCAAUUUGGUUCUAUUUGAAAUUUUUAUGGCAGUUUUUGCAUGUGGUUUUACGCAAUGGUUAGCGCUGACAAGUUCAUGUUCAAAAGCGGAUGGGUUAGUGAUAAAAAAUGUGCAUAAUUAAAAGCUGUCUUUGACAAUCGCUGUCUUUUCAGUACAGACAGCCGUCACGUUGCUGACAAUUCCAAGAGUGUGUGUCUUAAUGAACAUGUUUGCUCAAAGAGUAAAUGAGCAUUGAGAAAGCCUUUUUACUUUUCCAAAUUACUCAAUAUUCAUGUUUUUUUUUUAAACUGCCUUAGUUUAAAGAGGGAAAUAAUUCCUUAAUCAUUAUAUUGUCUACAAUAUGCAUGUUUUGUGCAUCCUACUCAGAAAAACAAAGGCUUGAAGUGUUUUUGUACAGAAUUUUAAGGUACAUAUGUUAUUAGUCCUCUUGAAACAUAUCUGAGGAGCAUAUGGCAAAAGACACUAAAAAAGACAAAAUAAGCUUCCUUUGAAGUCCCCAAAUUACUGUACUAUUAGAUAUUAAACUUUAUACCAGUAACUUAUAAAGAAAUAAAGUUGCAAAAUAAACAACUGAA
Molecule: messenger RNA, 4679 nt
Organism: Meleagris gallopavo (turkey)
Lineage: Eukaryota; Metazoa; Chordata; Aves; Galliformes; Phasianidae
Gene: RNF6
Product: ring finger protein 6
Biological process (GO): protein ubiquitination; ubiquitin-dependent protein catabolic process; positive regulation of DNA-templated transcription
Cellular component (GO): nucleus
Molecular function (GO): ubiquitin protein ligase activity
Source: RefSeq, a predicted model, not a curated record